GCGGCGGAGACCGGAAAUCGAAGGCGCCAGCCGUGAGAGGGUUUUGUGUGCAGCCCUCCUCCUCCCCUUCUCAGGGGCUGGCCAGAGGAACGAGGAAGAGCUUCAGCCAAUCAGCACAGGAUGCCCAUCCCUCCUCCCCCGCCCCCACCUCCGGGGCCGCCCCCACCACCAACCUUUGCACAGGCCAACACUGAGCCCCCCAAACUGAGACGAGAUGAGCAGAAGGGCAGGAACGCUCUGCUCGGUGACAUUUGCAAGGGAGCCAAACUGAAGAAAACAACAGGGGUCAAUGAUAGGAGCGCCCCUGUACUGGAGACACCUAAAGGUGGAGCAGGUGGUCCUGGUUUUGGAGCCACCCCAGGAAUGGCCUUGCAGCCCAAAGGAGGCCUUUUCGCAGGAGGAGUCCCAAAGUUGCGAGCUGUGGGGACUAAGGAUAGCCCAGAAGGCCGCUCUCCUCUUCAGGCUCCGGCUGCUCGUUCGUCAGCACCCCGGCCCCCAGUGUCAGGCGGAAGACCCCAGGAUGACUCUGACAGUGGCAGUAACAGGUCUUCACCACCAGAAGUGGGACGUGCCCAUCGUCCAUCCCUGCCCGACCUCACUCGUCCUCCCAGUUCCACCAGCUCCGGCAUGAAGCACAGUUCAUCUGCCCCUCCCCCACCUCCUCCUGGACGCAGACAGGCUGGUGCUCCACCUGCACCUUCCCAAAAUGCCAAACCUUACAACAGAGAGAAACCUCUACCACCAACUCCAGGGCACCGGGCACCUGCUGCACCUCAAGUGAAACCUCCACCUUCUCCAAUUAACACACGUUCCCCCAGCACACACAGCCAACCCCCACCACCUCCUCCAUACAGGCAACCCCCUCCUUCCCAUAACGGACCCCCUAGUCCCAUAAAUGAGCCUGCGCCAGAGUUACCCCAGAGGCACAACUCACUUCAUAGGAAAACCGCUGGACCUGUGAGAGGACUAGCACCCCCUCCUCCGCAAUCGGUCCAUUUAUCUCCUGGAGGCAACAGACCACCUCCACCAGCGAGAGAUCCCCCAGGAAGAGGAGCAGCUCCACCACCACCACCUCCACCUAUUGUGCGUAAUGGAGGCCGGGAUGCUCCCCCACCUCCACCGCCCCCUUACAGAAUGCACUGCAUCCCUGAGACCACCCCCAACAGGGCCAAGCCUCCUCCACCUCCAUCUCGGACCCCCUCAGGACCACCACCACCUCCUCCUCCAGUCAGGAAUGGAAUGUUAAAUUCCUGGAAAGAUGAUUUUGAAUCGAAAUAUUCCUUUCAUUCCGUGGAUGAUUUUCCAGCCCCUGAAGACUACAAACCCUUUCAGAAAAUCUAUCCAAGCAAAAGCAUCAGAGCCACGCGUGGAGUCCCUCCUCUUCCUCCUAUCCUCAGGUGAAAUUGAUCACGUUGCCUGUACCCCCAUCCCUUGCCUUGUCCCUCCUCUUUCCUGCUCGUUCCUUCGGGGCUGUUUCAGCAUGAAGAUUCUUUGGUUGAGGAACAAGAGGAUCCAGGAUACACGUUCCUGCCUGUCUAUGCAUUCCACAUCCCCAUCAACUCCUCUAGCUCCUCACCACUCCUUGCACUCUAGGGGAACUCAUGCAGCUCCUACUAAAGGCUCUAACUGGCAAAUGGGACAUUUUGCAUUAGAAGUUUUCCUUCUAAUAUUAAUCUACAUUAGACCUAACCAAUCAUUACUUACAGUAAUCCCAGUAGAUAACACUAGCAAUGGGUUCUGAUACCCCACAGAACCAGCCCUCUGUGAAGACAUUACUGGAAAGAGUUGGGUUAUACAUUAUGGAGGUGCCAACUGUAACACGCUGCUACCCUCUAUAAGGCUGUAUUCUUCCCAUGGUGCACUGACUGUUACCUAUAGAAACAGAAUGGGACGACCAUCCCUGCCCCAUGUUGGACUUCUGUUUUUGGGAGCAGUUUCAUGGCCGGCCUUGUUCAACCUCUAAAAGUUCUGCCCUUGUGAAUUGGAUUCUUGGAGAAAGAGGGAAAUAAUGGCUGUUGCAGGACUUGCCCUCCAGAUAUGGAGGUGAUUAUUUGCAGUUAUGUAGUAAGGUGAGAAUAUUUCCAUGCAGGGUGCUCGGGUUUGUGUAUUAAUUAAGGUGAUGGUGAUAAUCGGUUUGGGACUUUUAUUGACUUUCUAUGCAGAACAUAUAGGUCCGAGUUGAGGGCUGCUCCAUAAGUAGUAAAGGAGGCUUCCUGGAUACUCCUUGCUGUCUUUUGUUUCUCAUCUUCCUCACGUCUUCUUAUUUCUCCAAUGUAAAUGUGUUUUUUCCUACAUCAUUCCUAUAACAUAUUAUCCUGCAGAAUGUCUAUACAAGAAGAGCCCUGCGCAAAAGGGAAAUCACUAAAAUCUAUUCUUGUGUGAAAGACAAUGCUGCAGUGUUCACACGUGUAUCUAUUCAUUUCCAUACAAUAACGUAUGUUCCCUCAGCCUGACGAAAUAAUUGGUCUCCAUACGUCUGUGAAUACUUCAGUAUUAUCUUUUAUACCUAUUUCUGUGCCCCUUUAAUAAAGGUGUAUAAGAUCUGUCUAAUUUUAGGCAUGUACAGUACUUUUUUUUUUUUUCUUUUUAAAGGUCACACCUAGAUGUUUUGUACAUAAAUAUUCUGAGAAAUUCUAUAAUUUGUACAUCUUGUCUAUAACUCUGAUUCUCUGCCGAUGUAGAUGGAGCCACUGCCCAUAGCUAGUGAGAAGUGUCAGGUAACACUAACGUCUAGUUUUUGGCUCCAACUGGAGUACGAAAUGAGCUUCCACCAUUCCCUUUGCUCUCGUUUACAUAAUAAAAGGCAAAACAUUUGCACCCA
This is a messenger RNA of Xenopus laevis (African clawed frog), 2821 nucleotides long. It is a transcript of the gene wipf2.L, whose product is annotated as WAS/WASL interacting protein family member 2 L homeolog. Gene Ontology annotation, molecular function: actin binding. Lineage: Eukaryota; Metazoa; Chordata; Amphibia; Anura; Pipidae. The record is from RefSeq and is marked provisional.